GAGAGAGAGAGAGCUUAUGGAAAAUGUACCUGUCCGUGUAGGUGUCCACUAAAAUCUAAGUGAGACGCUGGACAGCUUUUGUGUAGGCUACUAGACAUUUGGACAUUUGGACAUCACGGUGGCGUUAAAAGGAGCCGGUAAAAAGCGGCUCUAUAGUGAUCGGCGCUGUUUCUCCCGUUCAGUGAGGAGCAGAAGCUCAGCCUGUAGUCAGAAUGGGAAACCGGGAGAUGGAGGAUUUGAUUCCGCUGGUUAACCGAAUGCAGGAUGCGUUUUCUGCGAUCGGACAGAAUGCCGACCUGGACCUUCCCCAGAUCGCUGUGGUUGGCGGUCAGAGCGCAGGGAAAAGCUCCGUACUGGAGAACUUCGUGGGGAAGGAUUUUUUGCCUCGAGGCUCUGGCAUUGUGACUCGUCGCCCCCUGGUGUUGCAGCUGAUCAACUGUCCAACAGAAUAUGCCGAGUUUCUCCACUGCAAAGGGAAAAAGUUCACUGAUUUUGAGGAAGUGCGUCAAGAGAUCGAAGCAGAAACAGACCGGCUCACUGGACAGAACAAAGGCAUCUCUUCAGUACCCAUCAACCUGAGAGUCUACUCCCCUCACGUCCUGAAUCUGACUCUGGUGGACUUGCCUGGAAUGACCAAAGUGCCGGUGGGCGAUCAGCCAGCUGAUAUUGAGUUCCAGAUCAGGGAAAUGCUCAUGCAGUUUGUUACAAAGGAGAACUGUUUACUGCUGGCCGUCUCUCCUGCCAACUCAGACCUUGCCAACUCUGAUGCUCUCAAGAUUGCCAAGGAAGUUGACCCUCAAGGUGUGAGAACAAUUGGUGUGAUCACUAAACUGGACCUGAUGGAUGAGGGUACGGAUGCACGUGAUAUCUUGGAGAACAAGCUCCUUCCUCUGCGUAGAGGCUACGUCGGAGUCGUGAACCGCAGUCAAAAAGAUAUUGAUGGAAAAAAGGACAUUACUGCUGCCAUGACUGCUGAGAGGAAGUUCUUCCUCAGCCACCCUUCCUAUCGUCACCUGGCUGAGCGCAUGGGGACGCCUUACCUGCAGAAAGUCCUCAAUCAGCAACUCACCAAUCACAUUCGAGACACCCUGCCAGGGCUGAGGAACAAGCUGCAAAGCCAGUUGCUGUCCAUUGAGAAGGAAGUGGAAGAGUACAAGAACUUCCGCCCAGAUGAUCCCUCUCGCAAGACCAAGGCCCUCCUUCAAAUGGUUCAGCAGUUUGCAGUGGAUUUUGAGAAGUGUAUCGAGGGAUCUGGUGAUCAGAUCGACACUUAUGAGCUGUCCGGUGGAGCCAGGAUCAACCGUAUCUUUCAUGAGCGUUUUCCCUUUGAAUUGGUCAAGAUGGAAUUUGAUGAGAAAGAGUUGCGUAAGGAGAUCAGCUAUGCUAUUAAAAACAUCCAUGGUAUCAGGACUGGUCUCUUCACCCCUGAUAUGGCCUUUGAGACGAUCGUGAAGAGACAGAUAGCUAAGAUCAAAGAGCCAUGUCAUAAAUGUGUGGAUAUGGUCAUCUCUGAGCUGGUCAAUACAGUCAGACAGUGCACUAAGAAGCUGGCUCAGUACCCGAUGUUGAGGGAAGAAAUGGAGAGGAUUGUCACACAGCAUAUCCGUGACAGAGACAGUCGCACCAAGGACCAGGUGAUGCUACUGAUUGACAUUGAGCUGGCCUACAUGAACACCAACCAUGAAGAUUUCAUUGGUUUUGCUAAUGCCCAACAGAGAAGCAGUCAGAUGAGUAAAAAGAAGACUACAGGGAAUCAGGAUGAGAUAAUGGUGAUCAGAAAGGGCUGGCUAACCAUCAAUAACAUUGGCAUCAUGAAGGGAGGAGCGAAGGAGUACUGGUUUGUGCUGACUGCUGAGACACUGUCCUGGUACAAAGAUGAUGAGGAGAAAGAGAAGAAAUACAUGCUGCCUGUGGAUAACCUGAAGCUCCGAGACAUUGAGAAAAGCUUCAUGUCCAGCAAACACAUCUUUGCCCUCUUCAACACUGAACAAAGGAAUGUGUAUAAGGAUUACAGGCAGCUAGAAUUAGCGUGUGAGACACAAGAAGAGGUGGACAGCUGGAAGGCCUCCUUCCUGCGUGCUGGUGUUUACCCAGAACGCAUUGUGCAGAGUGAAAGCAGUGAGGAGAGCAGCUCGGACAGUUUCAUGCACUCCAUGGACCCUCAGCUGGAGAGACAGGUGGAGACCAUCCGCAACCUGGUAGACUCCUAUAUGGCUAUCGUCAACAAGACUGUGCGCGAUCUGAUGCCCAAGACCAUCAUGCAUCUUAUGAUCAACAAUACUAAAGAGUUCAUCCAUGCUGACUUGCUGGCCCACCUCUAUUCAUGUGGAGACCAGAACAGUCUGAUGGAGGAAUCGGCCGAACAGGCGCAGCACAGGGAUGAGAUGCUGCGCAUGUACCAUGCACUCAAAGAAGCCCUGAGCAUUAUUGGAGACAUCAGUACUACCACAGUGUCCACUGCCAUGCCACCACCAGUGGACGACUCCUGGCUACAGGUGCAGGGAGGACCCUCAGGACGAAGAUCCCCCAUGUCCAGCCCCACACCUCAGCGUCGAGCUCCUCCUGGACCCCCUCGCCCUGGAGCUCGUGCUGCUCCUGGGCCACCUGCUGCCGGAGCUCCACCUGUCCCCUCCAGACCUGGAGCCUCCCCAGACCCCCAUGGUGGCCCACCACCCCAAGUGCCCUCACGCCCCAAUCGUGCUCCUCCAGGAGUUCCCAGUCGACGUGUGCCAGCAUCAGCAACAAGACCCAACAGAUCCACAGAUUUCCUUACAGACUAUUAACCCUGGAUCCUGCAGCCUCUUCUCCUCCUCACACCCACACACUCUUACAGACCUGGACAAUUCAUUACACACUCCCUGGAUGUAACUUAUCUAGGUGCACAUGUUUACUUAAAGACAUCCAUGUCCUUUAAGCAAUCUUGAAUCAGGUAGAAGGCAGUAAUAGUAAUGAUAUCUGACAGUGUUAAUUGUACAGUGUGAUAUAUUGUCUUAUAGUUAUCAGUGGCAUUAACAGCACAAACUAUACAGAUUAUAUUUAAAAAUGAAGCAGAUGAUGUAACUUUCAGCACAUUAGACACAGAUGGAUAUAUUCUCUGAAUAAUAUAAAAGCACAUGUAUGCUAGAUGACACUGGCCUAUCUCUGCUGUCUUUAGUUUAUUUUAUCCUUGCUGGCUUUUGCCCCCUGCUGCCUCACUUCCUUCUCUCUCAAGAUCAACCUGCACGCAGUGUACAACAAACAAAAGCCCCCCUGCUAAUCACUGGCUCACUCAUUCAUUCACUUCCCUGAGAAACCUGCUUCGUUCUCACACUAGAAUCUAGCCAUUUUCCAGGUUAUUUUGUUUAGAGCUUGGCUUAUAACUAGCAAUAUAGACGAAGGAAUUAGGGAUUUGAUUAAAAGAUCUUGUUUAAUUUAAGCAUCUUGUUUAAUUAUAAGUUUUAUAUGUGCAUGUCUGAUAUAUUUAUUCAUUUUCUUCAGAUAUGUUUCCCAAACUUGAAGCUUAUUUGACUUGACUACAUUUUUGAGUUUACUGAUGUCAAAUAAGUGAUUGGUUUUUUGAGAAACAAACUAAUCUGAACAAUAUUAACUUUAUAUAUGCAAUAAGCAACAAGGUAUUUUUUUCCUUACAUCAUUGUUUGCCAUCUUUUUUUUUUUUUUUUUUUUUUUUUAUAUUUGUGCAACUUACAUCCAUUAACCCUUUGACUUCUCAACUAAUGCCUGUAAACCAGCAAUAACCUGGGUGCCUCAAAAUAAUGGUGACUAUAAGUUAAAGGAAUACAUGUUUUUAAUCCUAUUUAUUAUCUAAUGCAUUUGUAUCAUUUGUGAGAUUACUAAGGACAAACAUUUUGACACAUUUACCUGCACUUAGAAAAGGAGGUAAAACUUGUUUUCUUCAAAAUUCACUUCAAAAUGGAUUUAAAAAACAACAACAACAAAACAACAACAACAAAACAACAACAACAACAAAAAAAAACUGUCAAAAAGCGUUUAAAAUGCUGAUGAUUCAUUCACCCUGGUUAGGAUGCCAGUCCAUUGCAGGGCACCAUACACACACAUAUUCACAUCUAGAGGCAAUUUAGUGUAGCUCCUAAUUUCAACCAAUCUGCACGUUUUUGGACAGUAAGAGGAAACCUUUGUGGUUAAUAUGCAAUAUGGAUGAUAUGCAAAACUCCAUACAGACAGUAACUUGAACCUUGACAGGAUUGAACCUGAGACCUUAGAGCUGUGAGCUGGCAAUACUACAUGCUGCACUGCCAUACCAUUCAAAUACUGAUUAUCUAACGUGAAUUCAAAACUACAACCAUCACACUGAAAAUAUAGCCCCAUCUUUGGCAAGAUGAAUGAUUUAAAUUUAGGGCUUAAUUUACAAAUGCCUCAGAAAAGUUCCUAUAAAAUACAACUGCCCAACAUCUACCCUUAGUAUUAUAAGUUUUGAUCUGACAGGUUUUCUGUACUUUUCCCAGUAUAGGUAAACCGAUCAAAAUCUGUUUGUGGUAAUUGAUCACACUCUAGGCAUGUAGUAGAUAGAGGUUAAGUUGGGAAACUGAUUGUAUUCCUUUAAAAAGUUACAAACUGUACCUUUGUUUGUCACUUAGGUGGUACCCUUAAGUGGUCCCUUUAUUAUGUAUCAAUAUUCAACAUCCAGUAUGAUCCAGUAUUAUUCAGUAAUCAGCAUCAAUAUUUAAAACUGAUUUAAGGUUUAAUUAGACCUAAAACACCCUACAUACAUUAAAAUUCACUGAAGAUACAAAAUACCACUAGUGACAAGCAACAGUAGAGUGGAAUACUUUUUUCUCUAAGUUCUAUAAGACAAAAAUGUCACUUGAUAGAGUUUUGUAGGUUAUUUGGGUGCUUUCCUUUUGCCCACCAUUUGUUUCUCCUUCUCGCUCUACAUGUUCUUCUCUUUUACUCAGCCGUCCGAGCAAAGGCAGCCCUUCUCAUGGAGAGAGCCCUCAUCCUUCGUUUGACUCGUAGAACCCAUCCUUCUUCUCCCUCGCUCUACUGCCUUUCCUCUGAUCAUGAGGAUGCUUAUCGGUGGACAUGAAGGCCAGAUAGAUCCAUAUAUAUCUAUCUGCUAUGAAGAUUUAUUUACACUACGUAUUGUUAAUGUAUGAUUUGACGCAGAGGAGACAUAGAGAGAUAUUAGCAGGGAUUACAGAAGUAUGGAGGAACCUCUCUAUUUUCAAGAUGAAUGCCCAGUGUGGACUUGUAUCACAGUGUUAAGUUGACUACAGUGUUACUUAUAAUGAAGGUGCUGUGCAGUGUUUCUAUGUUUACACAGUAGAUAAUGUCAAUGUGUUCUGUAUUGAGCUGUCACUAAAGAACUGCCUGCAAACAGUUUGCCUUGUUUGUCAUAUUACAAUUAUGGGUUACUGUACACAUGCUUUCAGCCUCCAUCUGAGGCCGAGCUAAAUAUUCAGUGGUGCUGAAUGUUUAUUUAUUAUCAACCACAUAAGUGUAAUAAUACAGUGUGCAGGAGCUUUUGAAACGUGAAGCUCUACUGUAUUAGCAGUAAUAUAUCACUUGAAAAUACUAAUGAUGCUAAUAAUAAAUGAAAGCUAGUAGGAGUUAAUUAAUAUUAUGCAAUGAAAUCAUGGCACUGGAUUUCCUCUAGCCUUUUUUUCUUGUUAGCCAUUAUUUUUUGGUGAAUAGUUCACAUAUAUAUUGGAAUAUGUAUUGUGCAAUAUGUCUGAUGGAGUAUGUUGUCCAAAUUAUAAGAGAAUUAUACUGCCUUGCUUUAAUUUAAUGAAACUUGAGUGGAACAAUUUCUGGAAUAGGGUUUUGGAUAGGAAUGUGAUUUAAUCAGAAUAAAUGAAAGAAAAAUAUCAAGACAACCCUUACACGAAUGUGAGAAUAAAUAUGAUAUUUCACACUAUUUUUCAGUGUUAUACACAGAUUCGUAUUGUGUUGGUGUAUUUUUGUGAUGUAUCUCUGGGAAUUCCUUCAGUUAACUUUGUGUACACAUGUACAAUAAUUAGGUAGCUAAAAAUAAAGUGAAAGAAGUGACUGUGAACAACUGGGAAAUGUGUGUAUAUAUUAUGAGUCAUUCUAUUUAAAUGAAUGUGAAUGUGUUUGUGUGUUUGUGCCAGAUAUGGCCUCCUGUAUCUUAUAAAAAUUGGUCCAACCUGAGAAACUGGCCAGUUAUUUUGUGUUUUCAUUAAACUGUGGAAGAUGUUAA
Messenger RNA from Ictalurus punctatus (channel catfish), 6178 nucleotides. RefSeq names its product dynamin 1b (gene dnm1b). Gene Ontology annotation, molecular function: GTP binding; GTPase activity; microtubule binding. The transcript is spliced from 21 exons. The record is from RefSeq and is a predicted model, not a curated record. The coding region runs from base 213 to 2783 and encodes 856 amino acids. NCBI's taxonomy places the organism in Eukaryota, Metazoa, Chordata, Actinopteri, Siluriformes, Ictaluridae. Gene Ontology annotation, cellular component: membrane; microtubule; cytoplasm.